AUGUACCGUUCAGAAGAACCAGUGUCACGAAUCGGCUUCAGUUGCGCUACUAUCCAGCGCAUAUGUGCAGGACGGAACCAUUGGGUGGAGGAAAACCCGACUGGCUACGGACUUGCCGGUCAAUCAGCCAGCAUCCGAAAAUUUCUCCUGCCGAUGAUCCCACCGCUUGUUUCUCGCCAGCCUAUUAAGUUACAGGCUGCCGCUAGCGUGCUCCACUCCAGCGACUACUGGACGUUCUCGGAUUUCAGUGGGGAUGCGAACAUGGGCGGCGGGCACCUUCGAGAAAUUCGAUGUCACGAUUCCAAGGAACGAGCGGCCAGCUGCGGCCAGUUUCCUGCUCUCGUCGCUUCUUGCAUCCCCCGCAUCGAAUUCCUGUCCGCUCUGGAAAACACAUAA
Molecule: messenger RNA, 396 nt
Organism: Blastomyces gilchristii SLH14081
Lineage: Eukaryota; Fungi; Ascomycota; Eurotiomycetes; Onygenales; Ajellomycetaceae
Exons: 2
Coding region: 1-396 (131 amino acids)
Source: RefSeq, a predicted model, not a curated record